GCACCACUGAUGUAACUUCCAUUUCCUGCCUGGCGAGGGUCAUACACAUGAGUAGUUUGUGUAGAGUCCACUUUACGGAGCCGAACCUUUACUAAGGCCACCGAAGUUCCUUUCAAUGAUGUUGCGAACGCUGUCUCGGACCAGUGGCGCCCUUCUGCGGCAAACCCAGCGGGCGACCCCGAGGUUAUGGGUCCUGCCGGCCCAGCAGAGAUGGGCGUCCAGCCUGCCUGUGAACACCGUGGUCCUGUUUGUGCCUCAGCAAGAAGCCUGGGUGGUGGAAAGAAUGGGUCGCUUCCACCGGAUCUUAGAGCCGGGUUUAAACUUCCUCAUACCUAUACUUGACCGAAUUCGCUACGUGCAAAGUCUCAAAGAGAUAGUCAUCGAUGUCCCGGAGCAGUCUGCCGUAUCUCUAGAUAAUGUCACGCUACAGAUAGACGGAGUUCUUUACUUGAGGAUCCUCGACCCUUUCAAGGCUAGUUACGGCGUGGAGGAUCCAGAGUAUGCCGUCACGCAGUUGGCGCAGACCACCAUGCGGUCGGAGCUGGGCAAACUCACACUGGACAAAGUGUUCCGGGAAAGGGAGUGCCUCAAUUCCAACAUCGUCCAUUCCAUCAACCAAGCGUCGGACGAGUGGGGAAUCCGCUGCCUCCGUUAUGAGAUCAAGGACAUCCAUGUUCCGCCUCGUGUCAAAGAGUCCAUGCAGAUGCAGGUGGAGGCCGAGCGGAAGAAGAGAGCCACGGUGCUAGAGUCCGAAGGUACGAGGGAGGCGGCCAUCAAUGUCGCCGAGGGUCGCAAACAAGCCCAGAUCCUGGCCUCGGAGGGCCAGAAAGCGGAGCAGAUCAACAAGGCGUCCGGUGAGGCCCAGGCCAUCCUGGCCAAAGCGGAGGCCAAAGCCAAGGCUAUCGGCAUGCUGUCGGAUGCUCUGACCGAGCAGAAUGGAGGAGCAGCAGCCUCGCUGAGCGUGGCCGAGCAGUACGUAUCCGCCUUCUCCAACCUCGCCAAAGAGUCCAACACCAUCCUGCUGCCGUCGAGCGCCGGGGACAUCAGCGGAAUGGUCACACAGGCCAUGACCAUUUACGGCACGUUGGCCAAGUCAAGCCCGAAAGCAGCAGUGGCGGUGUUGGAGGAGAAGAGCGACAACUUUCGGUGCCCAUCGUCUCCGUAGCAGAGGACUCGGUUAAUGACUCCACACAGUAGGAAGACACUGAAGCAGCAGCAGAAGAAGCAAUCUACAGCUUCAAGACGUCGCUGUGUGUGAGAGAUUGUGGUAAAGUCCCACAUACCUUCUACAGACAGGACAGAAGGAGAACAAACUGCCAACUUCAAAAACUUUUGGGAGUGUUGGGAAAAACAAUAUCUUUUGAAAACGGAGUUUUAAUUGUCAUUGACUGUUCAUGCUCAGUUUUCAUCCAUAUACUCACACCCCAAUGACACUGGCAGGCUGACUGAAAAUGGAGAAAUGAAAUGCUAGAAAAUAUGAUUUAUUAUAACACAUUACUUGCGUGGGAAUUGCAUCGUGCAUGCAAUCUGUAAAGGUAUUGUUGAGCAGACCCUGGUUGAAUUGGACCUAAAGGAUUAAACUUUAAAGGAGCAGUGUGCAGGUUUUUAGUGGCAUCCAGUGAUCAAGCUGAAAAAAAAAACCUUACUGAAACCCCCCCAGGGACAAUUCUUCCGUUUCAGUUGCCACGUUUGAUGUCUGGAUGCUUCUUGAUGAUGGCGGCGAGGGACCCAAAGUUUAGUUCAUUCACAAUCUGGUUUAUGUUCGAUUGGAAAUCUCCCUGAUAAUGUAGUUUUAAGAAAGGUUAUUUUCUAAUAUUAUUCAACCUUUUUUUUCUAGAUAACUUUCUGGUGUGGAAGGGGGUUGUAGGGGAAAAAUGUUCCUUUACUCCUCACAUUUGUUUUCAACUCCUGUGUCUUAUGCAAAAAUAUUUAUUAAAUGUCAUGACUGUACAAAGACAGCAAGAUUUUCAGCAGUGCUCACAGGUUGACAAACAUAAAUUGGCUGGUGUAUGCACUUUGGGGUUAUCAUGAAGCUAAGAGUGUUUGGCUAUUUUUCUGACGCAGUGGAAUAGGAUGCUGUGAAAUGCUGAAAAUGAUGUUGGAGGAAGUAGUGUAGAACAAUUAAUCAGAAACAGCUGGACAUUCUCAAAUAAAAACCUACUUUUGUCGAAGAAAGACCAAUGGAUGUUAAAGUUAA
This is a messenger RNA of Gasterosteus aculeatus aculeatus (three-spined stickleback), 2197 nucleotides long. RefSeq names its product stomatin (EPB72)-like 2 (gene stoml2). Gene Ontology annotation, biological process: mitochondrion organization. Gene Ontology annotation, cellular component: membrane; mitochondrion. The record is from RefSeq and is a predicted model, not a curated record. NCBI's taxonomy places the organism in Eukaryota, Metazoa, Chordata, Actinopteri, Perciformes, Gasterosteidae.